GCAAUGGAACUGGUCUCAACAUCAGUUGGCAACUUCACAGUUGAUCUUUUCAACAAGCUGAAUGAGACCAACAAGGGCAAAAACAUUUUCUUUUCCCCUUGGAGUAUAUCGUCUGCUCUGGCUCUGAUGUACCUGGGUGCAAAAGGUGAUACAGCAACAGAGAUGGCAAAGGUUCUUCAUUUCACUCAAGCAGCAGGAGCUGAAGGCUCUUCUUCUGUGGCCGGAUCUUCUCUGGGGAGACAAAAGAGAAGAAAAAUGGAUCCUGAGCCCAAGGAAGUUGAAGAUAUCCAUUCUGGCUUCAAAGAGCUCCUGACUGCCAUCAACAAACCCAGAUGCACCUACUCCCUGAAAAGUGCCAACCGCAUCUACGUGGAAAAAACCUUCCCAUUAUUGCCUAGAUACAAACAACUCAGUAAGAACCACUACAAAGCAGAGCCACACAAGGUUAACUUUAAGACAGCACCAGAACAAUCCAGAAAGGAAAUCAAUGCUUGGGUUGAAAAACAAACUGAGGGCAAAAUCAAGAAUUUGCUGACUUCACAAGAUGUGGUAAACUCCACCAAGCUGAUCCUGGUAAAUGCCAUUUACUUCAAGGCCGAAUGGGAAGUGACAUUUCAGGCAGAAAAUACGAAUCUGCAACCCUUUCGACUGAGCAAGAACAAGACUAAGCCUGUGAAGAUGAUGUACAUGAGACAUACAUUUCCAGUUCUCAUCAUGGAAGCAAUGAAUUUCAAAAUGAUUGAGUUGCCGUAUGUGAAACACGAACUCAGUAUGUUCAUCCUCCUUCCCAAUGACAUCAAAGACAGCACUACAGGUCUUGAACAGCUGGAAAGAGAACUGACGUAUGAGAAGCUGUCCGAAUGGACUGAUUCCAAGAAGAUGACCGAAACUCUUGUGGAUCUGUACCUACCUAAGUUCAAAAUGGAGGAGAGAUACAACCUCAGUGAUAACCUGAACAGCAUGGGAAUGCACAGUGCUUUCAGCAGCAAUGCUGAUUUCAGUGGAAUAACUGAGAAGGGUGAUGUGCUGAUCUCCAAAGUUAUUCAUAAGUCUUUUGUGGCAGUUGAUGAGAAAGGCACUGAGGCAGCUGCUGCUACUGCAACUGCAAGUUUAACAAGUUUACCUGUUAGCCAUGCUCUGAAAUUUAAGGUUGACCACCCUUUCCACUUCUUCAUCAGACACAACAAAACCAAGACCAUCCUCUUUUUUGGCAGAUUCUGCUCUCCCCUAGAAUGA
This is a messenger RNA of Leptosomus discolor (cuckoo roller), 1236 nucleotides long. RefSeq names its product heterochromatin-associated protein MENT. The record is from RefSeq and is a predicted model, not a curated record. Lineage: Eukaryota; Metazoa; Chordata; Aves; Leptosomiformes; Leptosomidae. Gene Ontology annotation, biological process: negative regulation of endopeptidase activity. Gene Ontology annotation, molecular function: serine-type endopeptidase inhibitor activity.